GGACUGUGCUUAUCACGAGGAGUUCAGUGACUACGUGUCUGUGGAGUCGUCGGUAUCAUGGCGGAGUAUCGUGCGGGUAAAGCCGGGAUCAACCGGGAGGCGCAGGCGAGGAUCAACAGCAAGUACAACGAUGACAUCGCGCAUGAGACCCUCGAGUGGAUCAAGCUGCUCACCGGCGAGCCCGACAACACCUCCGGCGACGUCGAGAACCUCUACAGCGUCCUCAAGGACGGCACCCUCCUCUGCAAGCUAGUCAACGCUAUUCAGGAAGGCUCCGUGAAAAAGAUCAACCAAUCCACCAUGGCUUUCAAGUGCAUGGAAAAUAUCAAUGCGUUCCUGGAAGCCGCGAAGAAGUUGGGAGUACCUGCGCAGGAGACUUUCCAGACUAUCGAUUUGUGGGAGAGGCAAAAUUUGUAUUCUGUGGUGAUAUGCCUGCAGUCUCUGGGCAGGAAGGCGGGUAACUAUGGGAAGCCGUCGAUAGGGCCCAAGGAGUCGGACAGGAACGUGCGGGAGUUCUCUGAGGAGCAGCUGAAGGCCGGCCAGCACGUCAUCUCGCUGCAGUACGGCACCAACAAGGGCCAGCAGAGCGGCAUCUCGUUCGGCAACCGCCGCCAAAUAUGAUGAUAUUGUUGAUAAAUUAUUUUCUAUUGUAAUAUGUUGCUCCAAUAAAUAUUUUGUAUUAUUUUUAA
Messenger RNA from Pectinophora gossypiella (pink bollworm), 689 nucleotides. RefSeq names its product myophilin-like. The transcript has a single exon. The record is from RefSeq and is a predicted model, not a curated record. The coding region runs from base 58 to 621 and encodes 187 amino acids. Gene Ontology annotation, molecular function: protein binding. NCBI's taxonomy places the organism in Eukaryota, Metazoa, Arthropoda, Insecta, Lepidoptera, Gelechiidae.